Messenger RNA from Engraulis encrasicolus (European anchovy), 915 nucleotides. RefSeq lists its product as uncharacterized. The transcript is spliced from 4 exons. The record is from RefSeq and is a predicted model, not a curated record. Gene Ontology annotation, molecular function: protein binding. Bases 1 to 915 code for a protein of 304 amino acids. NCBI's taxonomy places the organism in Eukaryota, Metazoa, Chordata, Actinopteri, Clupeiformes, Engraulidae.
AUGAGAAGAAUCUUCCUUCAGGAGGACAGAGGACCUCACCACCACCUGCAACUGCUGCUGAGGGGACCAAUGUUGAGAAUGAAGACGGCUGGAGUUGUUCUGUUGUUGCUGUGGUCUGGGCAGUGUGUGACUGCAGCAUCCAGUGAAGCUCUCCAAACCACAGGCACAGGCAAAGACUACCCACCACAGCCAGACAUCCAGACUGUGCUGAGAGAGAUGAGCAGCCUCAUCGCAGAGCAGAGAGUGGAGCUCAAGUGCACCAAGACACAACUGGAGACCGUGGAGAAGAAGGCAGAGGCCAUGGAGGAAAGACUGAGAGCCAGUGAGAGUAAAGCAGAGGCCAUGGAGGGAAAACUGAGGGCCAGUGAGAACUUGGUCAAUCAACUAAAGAUUGAAAACAAGGCUCAAGCAAUGGGUCUGAAUCUCACUGUGACCGAUGUAUCCAAUCAAAAGAAGGAGAGAGAACAGAGCAGGGUGUCUUUCUCUGCCUCAUUGGUGAAAGAGGGUGAUGGCAGAAAUAUUGGACCCACUGCUGUGGAUGCUCCUCUGGUGUUCAGAAAUGACUUCACCAACAUUGGCAAUGCCUACAGUGCAAACACAGGUACCCCAAGAAUGAGGUUUUGCUAUGCUAGGGUCUUCACCGCUCCAACCAGAGGAGUCUACUUCUCUGUUGUGUUUGUACUUGGUCAAGGCCAUGGAUCUACAGCUACAGGAGUCUGGCUGUUUAAAAAUGAUAAGCGCUUUGCUCUAGCAUGGAGUCGACAGCAAGACGGCUUUACCAAACCCUCCAAUGGAGCCUCUGUGGUGAUGGAGAAGGGAGAUGAGGUCUACGUCAAGCUGAAUUCUGGUGCAUGGGUGCAUGAUAAUGAGAAUAACAACUGUGUCUUCUCUGGACACCUGCUGUUUCCCAUGUGA